This is a messenger RNA of Closterium sp. Yama58-4, 7698 nucleotides long. NCBI's taxonomy places the organism in Eukaryota, Viridiplantae, Streptophyta, Zygnematophyceae, Desmidiales, Closteriaceae. The record is from the annotation of a GenBank genome assembly.
AUGGGUAUUGCGGAUGGGCAGGAGUGCAUCGUGUGUCUGGAAAGCAUGGGGAAUGGAGCCCGACUGAUGUGGUUACCAUGCGCACAUGGUUACCACCAUGAUUGCAUUAUGCCGUGGAUUAUGGGAGGGCAUUCAAGCUGCCCCUGCUGCCGCCACCCUUUAUAUUCGGCGUCAGCCACCCGUGUAUCUUUCCGACAAGCAGCGUAUCACGUCACCAUCGCGCGCGUUGACGCAGCAGUCUGCCUCGCUUACAUUCAGCGUUGCUUGACGUCUAAAGAUGGCGACUCAGCUGUGCUGCGCGCCUGCCGCCAGCGGCGCGCUUUCCGUGCCAUCCGCUUGCGCCGGCCGGCGCACACCGCCUCCUCCGCUGCCAUUCUCCCUGAGCGCAACGCGGGAAAGAAGCAGAGGCAGAACCAGAGGAAGAAAGUGCUGGGGGUGCGAGCAGCCGUCGCACAACAGCAGCCAGAGGCACCGGUCGUUAAAGAGGAGAAGGACGUGCGCGCGGUGAGGCUGACGGACGACACGUUCACGCUGCGCGGGCGGUGCUACGAGCGGUUCAAGUUCGAGGUGGAGUACGGGCUGCGCGCCGGCACCACCGAGAACAGCUACGUCAUCGAGGGCCCCCUGGGCGCCGCGCUCAUCGACGUGCCCGACAGAGCCUUCGCGCGCGCGUUCGUGGACGCGUUCGUGCGGGAAGCCAAGGACGCGGAGCACCUCGCUUACCUUAUCAUCGGGCAUCUGAGUCCGAAGCGGGUCGAUAGUGUCAUUCAGCUCGCCAAGACGCACCCAGCAGGCGAGCCGCCCAUCAAGGUGUUUCUGUCCAACCCGGCGCACCAGACGCUCACUUCCUUAGUACCAGCGGACAUCCUGGAAGCCACGUUUGACCUGCAGAUCGUGCGAGCGGGGGACACGCUGGACCUGGGCGACGGGCACAAGCUGCAGUUCAUCCUCACGCCCACGCCCCGCUGGCCCGACGGGCUCUCCACCUACGACCCCAAGACGCAGCUGCUCUUCACCAACAAGCUUUUCAGCGCGCAUGUGUGCAAGGGGGAGGACUUUGACGUGGGAGGCAUAGAGGUGUACGACAUGCACUGGCGCUUCUUCUAUGACUGCAUGCUCGCCCCCGUCGCCAAGCAGGUGGACGCAGCCCUGAAGAAGCUCCCAGUGGUGGCCCAGUUCGCGCCACCCUGCUACGCGGGCAAGACAGGCCUGGACGUCGUCAAGGCCGACGUGGGGUUCAUCUUCUCGCGCAUCCUCUCAGCGCUCAACCUUGACAUCGGCACGGCGGCCAACCUGCGCCUGAAAGUGGGCAGCGAUAAGAAGGGCGCCGUGCCGGGUGUGGGGGGCGAGCCACUAGUAACUGCGGCCAUCUGCCCCCUGCACGGCCCCAUCAUCCGCAACAGCGUGACCGAGCUCGUGCGCGAGUACAAGAUUUGGACGGAUGAGAAGAUCAAGCAGGCGGAGGAGGCCACAGUGGCCGUGUUCUAUGCAUCAGCCUAUGGCAACACCUCCGCUCUCGCACAAGCCAUCAGUCGUGGGCUACUGAGGGCGGGCGUGGGAGUGGAGACCAUCAACUGCGAAAUGGCGUCAGUAGCCGAACUGAAGUCCGCCAUCCAGCGCUGCUGCGGCUUCGUGUGUGGCAGCCCCACGCUGGGCGGCCACAUGCCCACGCCCAUGAAGGAGGCGCUGGGCGUGAUUCUCAACGAGCCCGCCGCCAAGGGCAAGCCCACGGGCGUGUUUGGGUCGUUUGGGUGGAGUGGGGAGGCGGUGGAUGAGAUGGAACAGUUGCUCAAGGAUGGAGGGUUCUCCUUCGGAUUUCCCCCAAUUCGCUGCAAGUUCAAGCCAACGGAGGCGAUGCUGCAGAUCUGCGAAGAGAGUGGCCGAGAUCUGGCCAGAGAGAUCCGCAAGGGCAAGGCUAAGCAGCGCAGCACAUCAGCCAAGUCAGCUGUGGUGUCUGGAUCAGGAGUGGAGCAGGCGGUGGGGCGAGUGGUGGGGUCGCUGUGUGUGGUGUCAGCCAUCAGUGGGGACGGUGACGCUCAGAGUGCCAUGCUCGCCUCGUGGGUAUCCCAGGCCUCCUUCAACCCGCCUGGCCUCACCGUUGCUGUGGCGAAGGAGAGGGCGCUCGAGUCGCUGGUGCUGGUGGGGGGCAAGUUCGCCCUGAGCGUGCUCGGCGAGAAGAACGUGGGCGCAGUUUCCAAGCAGCUUCUCAAGCCGUUCCAGCCCGGGGAGCCCAGGUUCGGCGAUAUUCCGACCAAGCAGGCCAGCAACGGCGCCACCAUCCUGGCAGAUGCGAUCUCCUACAUGGAGUGCACAGUGCAAACGCGCAUGGAGACGGGAGACCACUGGGUUGUCUACGCCACCGUUGAUUCAGGCGACGUCAUGGACGAAAAGACCCUCACUGCACUGCACCACCGCAAGACCGGCAGCCACGAUAUUCUCGGCACGUUUUGGAAAGUCGACGCACAGGGAGAUGCGGCUGCGGCGGCUUCCGCCGCCGCUGCAGCUGCAGCAACCGGCGGAAUGUUCCCCCCUCCCUCUAUGCUCCCCCCGGGGGUCCCCUUCCCCGGCCAUCCUCCCAGUGUAGGGGGGGCGGGCGGUGGCGGUAGUGAGUUACAGCGUCCUAUACCGCGUACAGGAUCGUUCCACCGUAUGAACCGCAGCUCCUCGGAAUGGGCUUUUCACGAAUUCGUUAAAGAGCAGGGCCUAACCGGAGUGGGAGCACUAGGCGCCGCAGGAGCCGCCGCAAUUGGCGGCGGGAACGCCGCCGGCGCGCCCGGUAUGGGCCCGCCUGGAAUGAACCCGUUAAUUCCGGGUCUAAGCCAGGUUUCGAGUCUCGAUAAGCUGUUAGGAGACAGUCCCUCGAAGCUUAAUCUCGCGUCGUACUAUCGCGGCUUAGACGGCGGAGCGGAAGGCGCGGGUGGCGCAGCGGGAGCGGGCGCAGGAGCGGGGGCGGGAGCAGGAAGCGGAGAUGGCGCGGGGAAGCCGGGCGGAGAUGCAGGCGGGGAACAACAACGGCUUGGGCUCAGCGGGUUAGGGAGGGCCUCUGGGGGGGAGGCGGGGGCAGGGGCGCGGACGGAUACGGAGGCGGGCGCUGUAGCUGGCGGCGACGGCGGCGGCGGUGGCGGCGGCGCAGCGGCCUCUGCUCCCGCGGGGGGUUCGGCAACUGUUGGCGGCGCGGGAUCGGCAUCGGGCUUCUCCCCGCCGUCGGCGGCGCCCAGCAUGGCUCUCGCCCCAGGCAGCGCGGCAGCAGCCGCAGGCGGCGGCGGCGGAGGCGGUGCGGGGAGAAGAGCAGCAGGGAUAGCGAGCCCUCCCCGUCGUGGCUUCCAGGCCCAUCCGCCCGCGCAUAGACCCGCAACCCACGGCGCAACAGGCGUUACCGCAGCAGGGGGAGCAGCCGGCGGGGGAAGAGGAGGAGGGGGAGCAGCAGGGGCGGGGUCCGCGCGCGGGCUUUCCUCCCGCGAGGCAUCGGAAGAGCCGCGAUCCGACGGCGAGGGCGCGCGGUCUGAGGGAGAGUUCGGCGCGGCGGUCGCGGCGGCGCAAGCAGGCGCACGUGAGCGACCUGGAGGGGCACGUGCAGCAGCUGCAGGCGGAAAACGCCAGCCUGGCGAGCCGCCUGGGGAGAUUGGGCGGAAAUACAACGAGGCGGCGGUUGACAACCGCGUGCUGAAAUCCGACGUGGAGGCACUGCGCGCCAAGGUGAAGAUGGCAGAGGAGAUGGUGGGACGGGUCGCACACAUGGCACAGUACAUGUACCACCAGCCAAUGGCGUUCCGCCACGACGCAGCAUCCGCCGCCGCUGCCGCUGCCGCUGCUGCUGCCAUGCCAUACCCCUCGCCCAUCGAUCUUCCCUACUACCCCCGGCCCCACCGUGCUGCCACCGGGCCCUUACCCCCAGCGCCGUCUCCUUACCCACUCCCUCCACAUGCUGCCGCCCACGCCGCCCAGGCCUCUCAUGCCGCCCACGCCGCCCAGGCAGCUCAGGCAGCUCAGGCCUCUCAUGCCGCCCAGGCAGCUCAGGCAGCUCAGGCUUCUCAUGCCUCUCAUGCCGCCCAUGCUGCUUCUCUCUCCCUUGAUCCGCACCAAGCCAAUGGCGCUCCGCCAUCUGCCAUGCACCCGAACCUCCUGCCGGGCCUCGGGUUACCGCCCGGCAUGGACCCGAACGUGUAUGGUAUGAUGCAGGCAGGUAUGGUACCGGCAGGUAUGGUGGGGUCCAUGCCUGGUGCCGUGCCUGGAGGGGAUGGUUCGGGAGGCAUGGGGGCACCUGGGUCGUCCUCUGCUGCUGCUGCCCACGCUGCUUAUGCCGCUGCUGUGGCAGCUGCAGGCGCAGCAGCAUCAGCAGGAGGAGGAGGAGGAGGAGGAGGAGGAGGAGGAGGGGGGGGAUUAGUACCAGCUGAUGUGUCAGGUGCCACGUCAGCAGCAGGAGGGGCGGCGGGGGUAGGGGGAACGGUGUCUGGGGCGCCAGCAACAAUGGCAGGGCAUGAGGCUGCGGCAGCAGCAGCGGCGGCUGCAGCGGCGGCAGGGAUGUGGGCGCUGGGGUGGCAUGGUGCUGCUGCUGCUGCAGGGGAUGGGGCCGCAGGGGGUGGGGGGAUGGUUGGGGGGAUGGGUGCAGGCGCGUCUGGGCCCAGUGGCACAGGAGCAACCAUUGCUAAUCCCACCCGCGUACCCCAAGCAGCAGCCGUUGCUGGAUCGGUCACUGCUCAGACCAAGCAGCACGGAGCAGUUUCUAGUGUUGCUAUCCCAAAGAAAAGCCCGUUUCUUGGAAACUGCGUCUCCGUCUCUUCCGCCUCGACUGGAGCAUCCAAUGCUCGGAAAUCCCUCAAAGUGACCGCAACUGUCGCUGACGGCAUUACCGCUGCUGAAACUUCGUCUGUUACCAUUGAGAUUGACAACUCCGAGCCUCAAUGGACCAUUGUCAAGCUCUCUGCUCUGAACCAGCCCGGGCUGUUGAACCGUGUCACCUCAGUCUUCAGGGAUUUGAACGUCCAGGUGGUGAGGGCUCUGGUGGGUACUGCUGAUAAUGCAGUUCUGGAUACCUUCUACGUUCAGAACGCUGGUGGCAACAAGAUUGAAGAUCCGGCUGAACUCGAUGUUCUGAGGAAGGCUCUGGAGGUCCUGGCCGUCCCCGUGGCGUCUCCGCCAGCUGUGCGUCCCUCUGCGGUGCAGGUUCAGAGUCCCGUAGUGGACCUCCGGAAGCGGCUCAAGGACGUGUAUCUGAGCAACGACGUGCUUUCCAUUCAGGAGAGCAUCGUGAACCACGUCGAAUACACUCUCGCCCGUGAUCGCCAUCAUUUCGACUCAUAUGAGUGCUAUCAAGCAGUGGCUCACAGCGUGAGGGAUCGCCUGAUUGAGAGCUGGAAUGACACCAACGAGCACUUCCGUGCCGCUGACCCCAAGCGUGUCUACUACCUCUCCAUGGAAUUCCUCAUGGGCCGGUCCCUGCUUAACAGCCUCUACAAUCUCAACCUGCAUGAUGUCUACGCGCAGGCUCUGUCACAGCUUGGUUACAAGCUGGAGGAUAUUGUGGAGCAGGAGCGUGAUGCUGCACUCGGCAAUGGUGGUCUUGGAAGGCUCGCAGCCUGCUUCCUUGACAGCAUCGCCACCCUCGAUCUUCCCGGAUGGGGGUACGGCAUUCGCUACCAGUACGGCAUGUUCCGUCAGACCCUUGAGAAUGGGUUCCAGCACGAGCAGCCCGACUACUGGCUCACCUUCGGCAACCCUUGGGAGAUUGAGCGGACUAACAUUUCGUACACUGUUAAGUUCUACGGCCACGUGGAGCAGUACACGGAUAGCAGGGGCUACCAGCGCUUCAACUGGGUCCCCGGCGAGCAGGUUCAAGCUGUGGCGUACGACAACCCCGUGCCCGGCUAUGGCACCAACAACACCAUCAACCUUCGUCUGUGGGCCGGCAAGCCCUCCACGGAGUUCGAUCUGCAGUCCUUCAACACUGGCGAUUAUGUCGCUGCCAUUCUCUCCAAGCAGCGCGCGGAGACGAUCAGCAGCGUGCUGUACCCCGACGACCGCAAGCCGCAGGGCAAGGAGCUGCGGCUGAAGCAGCAGUUCUUCAUGGUGUCCGCCUCGCUGCAGGACAUCAUCCGCCGCUUCAAGCGCACCGAAACCGACUUCACCAAGCUCCCCGAGAAGGCGGCGAUGCAGCUGAACGACACGCAUCCGACGAUCAGCGUGGCGGAGCUGAUGCGGCUGCUGAUGGACGAGGAGGGGCUGGGGUGGACGCUGUCGUGGCAGAUCACGCAGAAGGUGUUCGCCUUCACCAACCACACCGUGCUGCCCGAAGCCCUCGAGAAGUGGCCCGUCAGCCUCAUGGAGAGCCUGCUGCCCCGCCACAUGCAGAUCAUCUACCAGAUCAACUUCGAGUUCAUGCAGCUGGUGAAGUCGCGCUUUGGCGACGACUUCUCGCGCUCCUCGCGCAUGUCCAUCAUCGAGGAGGGCGAAGUCAAGAACGUGCGCAUGGCGAAUCUGGCGAUCGUGGCGUCGCAGUGUGUCAACGGUGUGGCAGCCAUCCACUCAGAGCUCAUCAAGCAAACCAUCUUCAAGGAUUUCUAUGAGCUCUGGCCCCACAAGUUCCAGAACAAGACAAAUGGAGUCACCCAGCGCCGCUGGCUGGCGUUCUGCAACCCGGGGCUGCGCGCACUGGCGGACGAGGUGGUGGGGUCGGACGACUGGGUGUCGGACCUGGAGAAGAUCAAGGCGCUCAAGGCCAGGGCGGACGACGCCGCCUUCCAGAAGCGCUGGAGAGAGGUGAAGCAGCAGAACAAGCAGAAGCUCGCAGAUGUCAUUCUCAAGCUCACUGGUGUCAAGGUGAGCACGGAGGCGCUGUUUGACAUUCAAGUGAAGCGCAUCCACGAGUACAAGAGGCAGCUGCUCAACGUGCUCUCCGUCAUCCACCGCUACGAAGAGAUCAAGCGCAUGUCCCCGGAGGAGAAGUGCCGGGUGGUGCCGCGCGUGGUGCUGCUGGGCGGCAAGGCAGCCCCCGGGUACGAGAUGGCGAAGCGCAUCAUCAAGCUCAUCAGCGCCGUGGGGGAGAAGAUCAACAACGACCCCGCUGUGGGCGACCUGCUGAAGCUCGUCUUCCUGCCCGACUACAACGUCUCCCUCGCUGAGAUCAUCAUCCCUGCCAGCGACCUCUCCCAGCACAUCAGCACGGCGGGCACGGAGGCGAGUGGCACGUCCAACAUGAAGUUCGCCAUGAAUGGGGGGCUCAUUAUUGGCACCAUGGAUGGCGCCAAUGUUGAGAUCGCCGAGGAGAUUGGCGAGGAGAACAUGUUCAUCUUCGGGGUGCGAGAGCACGAGGUAGCCCGCCUGCGUCGCGAGCGGCCAGGCUACAACCCAGACGGCCGCUUCACCAACGCUGUCAACAUGAUCCGCAAUGGCCAGUUUGGCUGGGUGGACUACUUCGCCCCCCUCGUGCAGUCGCUGGAUGGCUCCAUGGGGGGUGACUUCUACCUCCUGGCCAACGACUUCCCCUCCUACCUCCAGGCGCAGGCUAAGGUGGACGAGACAUGGAGGAACAAGGGACAGUGGGAGAGGAUGAGCAUUCUGAGCACAGCAGGCAUGAGCAAGUUCAGCAGUGACCGUACGAUUGCCGAGUAUGCCAAGGACAUCUGGCACGUGCAGGCCUGCAAGCUCGAUGUUGAGGCUGCUGCUGCUGCCAAGGAAGCCAAGAACAAGAACGCCAACUGA